This is a messenger RNA of Acomys russatus (golden spiny mouse), 2296 nucleotides long. It is a transcript of the gene Casc3, whose product is annotated as CASC3 exon junction complex subunit. Lineage: Eukaryota; Metazoa; Chordata; Mammalia; Rodentia; Muridae. The transcript is spliced from 14 exons. Gene Ontology annotation, molecular function: mRNA binding. Gene Ontology annotation, cellular component: exon-exon junction complex. Bases 77 to 2179 code for a protein of 700 amino acids. Gene Ontology annotation, biological process: mRNA processing. The record is from RefSeq and is a predicted model, not a curated record.
CUCUCGAGCCUCCCGGCAGCCUCUGCGACGGGCGUGGUGCGUAAGGAGCUGACCAGCGGUGGCCGUUUUCCGUAAGAUGGCGGACCGCCGUCGGCAGCGCGCUUCCCAGGACACUGAGGACGAAGAAUCUGGCGCUUCGGGUUCCGACAGCGGCUCUCCUGCGCGGGGAGGCGGAAGCUGCAGCGGAAGCGUCGGAGGCGGCGGCAGUGGCUCGCUGCCUUCUCAGAGAGGCGGCCGCGGCGGGGGCCUUCAUCUGCGGCGGGUGGAGAGCGGGGGCGCCAAGAGCGCAGAGGAGUCCGAGUGUGAGAGUGAAGAUGGCAUGGAAGGAGAUGCUGUUCUUUCCGACUAUGAAAGUGCAGAAGAUUCAGAAGGUGAAGAAGAAUACAGUGACGAGGAAAACUCAAAGGUGGAGCUGAAGUCUGAAGCUAAUGAUGAUGCUGAUUCCUCAGCAAAGGAGAAGGGAGAAGAAAAGCCUGAGAGUAAAGGCACGGUGACUGGAGAGAGGCAAAGUGGGGAUGGACAGGAGAGCACAGAGCCUGUGGAGAACAAAGUGGGUAAAAAAGGCCCUAAGCAUUUGGAUGAUGAUGAAGAUCGGAAAAAUCCAGCCUAUAUACCCAGGAAAGGGCUCUUCUUUGAGCAUGAUCUCCGAGGACAGACUCAGGAAGAGGAAGUCCGACCCAAGGGACGGCAGCGAAAGUUAUGGAAGGAUGAGGGUCGCUGGGAGCAUGAUAAGUUCCGUGAGGACGAACAGGCCCCAAAGUCCCGACAGGAGCUCAUCGCUCUUUAUGGCUAUGACAUUCGGUCUGCUCACAACCCUGAUGACAUCAAACCCCGAAGAGUCCGCAAACCUCGAUAUGGAAGUCCCCCACAAAGAGAUCCAAACUGGAUCGGUGAUCGAUCAAGCAAGUCCCAUCGCCACCAGGGUCCUGGGGGCACCCUACCACCAAGGACAUUUAUUAACAGGAAUGCAGCAGGUACUGGCCGCAUGUCUGCAUCCAGGAAUUAUUCUCGAUCUGGGGGCUUCAAGGAAGGUCGUACUAGUUUUAGGCCUGUGGAGGUUGGUGGGCAGCAUGGUGGCCGGUCUGGUGAGACUCUUAAGCAUGAAGCUAAUUACCGGUCACGGCGUCUGGAGCAGACUCCUAUGAGGGAUCCAUCUCCAGAACCAGAUGCUUCGUUGCUUGGCAGUCCUGAGAAAGAAGAGGCAGCCUCAGAGACACCAGCUGCUGUUCCUGAUGCUGCGCCACCAGCUCCUGACAGGCCCAUUGAGAAGAAAUCCUAUUCCCGGGCAAGAAGGACCCGGACCAAAGUUGGGGAUGCAGUCAAAGCCACUGAGGAGGUUCCUCCUCCAUCUGAAGGGCUUACUUCAGCAGUCGCUGUCCCAGAAACUGCUCCUCCUCCAGCUGCUAAGACUGGGAACUGGGAGGCUCCAGUAGAGUCUGCCACAGGUGGACUUGAGCAAGAUGUGGCACAGCUGAAUAUAGCAGAACAAAACUGGAGUCCAGGACAGGCUUCAUUCCUGCAACCACGGGAGCUUCGAGGUAUGCCUAACCACAUCCACAUGGGAGCCGGACCUCCACCUCAGUUUAACCGGAUGGAAGAAAUGGGUGUCCAGGGUGGUCGAGCUAAACGUUACUCAUCCCAGCGGCAGAGACCUGUGCCAGAGCCCCCUGCUCCUCCUGUGCACAUCAGCAUCAUGGAGGGACAUUACUAUGACCCAUUGCAGUUCCAGGGACCAAUCUAUACCCAUGGCGACAGCCCUGCCCCGCUGCCUCCACAGGGCAUGAUUGUGCAGCCAGAAAUGCACCUUCCUCACCCAGGUUUACAUCCACAUCAGUCACCAGCACCUCUGCCCAAUCCAGGUCUCUACCCACCACCAGUGUCCAUGUCUCCAGGACAACCACCACCCCAACAGUUGCUUGCUCCUACUUACUUUUCUGCUCCGGGUGUCAUGAAUUUUGGUAACCCCAAUUACCCUUACGCUCCAGGAGCACUGCCUCCGCCUCCGCCUCCUCAUCUGUAUUCUAACACACAGGCUCCAUCACAGGUGUAUGGAGGAGUGACCUACUAUAACCCUGCCCAGCAGCAGGUGCAGCCAAAGCCCUCCCCACCCCGGAGGACUCCCCAGCCAGUCUCUAUCAAGCCUCCUCCACCUGAGGUUGUAAGCAGGGGUUCCAGUUAAUAUGCAUUUUUGAAUAUUUCAAAUAUAACAUCAUGUGAAAUAGAUCAGGCGAGGUGGACGCUUGGGAGAGAAGGACAACUGGCUGUCUACUACUUGAGGGCUUCAGAGGUGCGGGUG